Molecule: messenger RNA, 4059 nt
Organism: Closterium sp. NIES-65
Lineage: Eukaryota; Viridiplantae; Streptophyta; Zygnematophyceae; Desmidiales; Closteriaceae
Source: the annotation of a GenBank genome assembly
AUGGUGGCGGGGAGUCGGUUGCGCAAGGAGCUCUCCGUGGCCGCAUCCAUCGUCAUCGACGACGACGUCUCGGGCCCAUCGGAGUCACACGGGCAGCUGCCGUGCGCCAUCUGCCAGCAGGCCAUCGGGGUGGACGCGGAGGGGCGCGAGUUCGUGCCGUGCGAGUGCGCCUACCGCAUCUGCCGCCCGUGCUACGAGUACAUCCGCGCCCACGAGGGCAACCGCUGCCCCCAGUGCCUCUCCAAGUACCGCCGCCUCGCAGGCAGUCCGCCAGUGGACGAUGAUCCACCAGAGGAGGUCAUCCGCCAUCUCGAAGAGUCCAUUCCCGACGCCCCUGCGCCUGCCCCCCCCGCCAUUGCCGCCCCUGCUCCCCCUCUCCCCAGUCCCUCUGCCCUCCCCGCACCCCACACCCUCACUUCCUCCCCUCUCCCACCGUCGUCCGUGCCUCUCGCCUCGCCACUCUCCUCCUCUGCGCCUCACCUGGCUCUGGAAGCCUCGUCGUCCUCCCCUUCAUCUGCAUCCCACGCGUCCGCAUCACCAGCAGCAGGGCCUGUUGAUGGUGGUGCUGGUGGUGGUGGCGUCACUGGUGGUGGCGUAGGUGGUGGUGAUGCUGGCGCUAGUGCGGGCAUUGGUGGUGGUGGGGGCAGUCCGGGUGGAGGGGGGGACGAGAGCCCCUCAGCAGGCAGUGCGGGCAGCCCCUCCAGCUACGGCUAUGGCAGCAUCGUCUGGUUCACCCCCCGCCGCCAGUGGUCCGCCUUGGCUCCUAGUGGGGAGGCUGCUUCUGCUGCAGGUGUUUCUGCUGCAAGUGUUGCUGGUGCUGCUGCGGGUGCUGCUGCUGCUGCUGCUGCGGGUGCUGCUGCUGCUGCUGGUGCUGGUGGAGGUGGUGUGGCUGAGGGUGGCCCCUCCACGGCCAUUAUCCCGGUGCAUGAUUCUAACACCUCUGCAAGCGGGGUAGGGGGUGGCGAUGGGGGCCUGGCCACCCAAUCCCUCCACACCCCCCAUUCUUUCCUCUCGCAUGCUCUGCCUUAUCCUGUGUUGAUAGUUGCACAUGAGCCCACUUGUCGCCAUCUCACUUUCCGAUCUCUCCUCACGCCGCUGCUCUGUGCCAUUGCCACUCCGCCACCUGUAUCAUCUGCUCUCCUCACUCUGCUCCUUGUUCACUGCCCGGCUCGUCCCUGUCGCAGAGUGGACGACACACGCCGCCCCUUGUCGCGCAAGGUGCCAGUGCCGUCCAGCAUGCUCAAUCCCUACAGGUUCGCGGUGGUGGUGCGCUUUGUUGUGAUGAUUCUAUUCUUCAAGUUCCGAGUCACCAACCCCAACAACUCCGCCUUCCUGCUCUGGCUUGCCUCCGUCGUCUGCGAGAUCUGGUUUGGAAUCUCCUGGAUAUUUGACCAGCUGCCCAAGUGGUCGCCGAUCACGCGAGAGACCUUCCUCAACCGCCUCUCCCUCAGGUAUGAGCAGGAGGGGCGGCCGUGCGAGCUGCCACAAGUGGACGUGUUUGUGUCGACAGCCGACCCGUUCAAGGAGCCACCUCUCGUGACGGCCAACGUGAUCCUCUCCGUGCUCGCUGCUGACUACCCCGUCGACAAGGUGGCGUGCUAUCUAUCAGACGAUGGAGCGUCCAUGCUCACAUUCGAGGCGCUGAUGGAGACGGCCAACUUCAGCCGCCUCUGGGUGCCGUUCUGUCGCAAGCACACCAUUGAGCCGCGCGCCCCUGAGAUGUACUUCGCUGGCGGGGUUGACUACCUGCUGGGGAAGGUCAAUGCGGACUUUGUCAAGGAGAGAAGGCGGAUGAAGCGCGAGUACGACGAGUUCAAGGUGCGCAUGAACGCGCUGGUGGUGAAGGCGCAGGACAGCCCUCGCGACGGGUGGACCAUGCCCGAUGGCACUGCCUGGCCCGGCAACGACCGCUCCGACCACGUCGGCAUGAUCCAGGUAUUUCUGCAGCCCAACGGAGAGACUAAGGACGUCAAUGGCGACCCACUUCCCUACCUGGUGUAUGUGUCGCGGGAGAAGCGCCCCAACUACGACCACAACAAGAAGGCUGGAGCCAUGAAUGCCAUGAUGAGGGCAUCGGCGCUGCUGACCAAUGCGCCCUUCAUCCUCAACCUGGACUGCGACCACUACGUCAACAACUCCGCCGCCAUCCGCGAGGCCAUCUGCUUCCUAGCAGACCCGCUGAAGGGCGGGCGGGUGUGCUUUGUGCAGUUCCCGCAGCGCUUUGAUGGCGUGGAUAAGAGCGACCGCUACGCCAACCACAACACUGUUUUCUACGAUGUGAACAUGAAGGGGCUGGACGGGCAGCAGGGGCCCAUGUAUGUGGGCACGGGAUGUGUCUUCCGCCGCCAGGCCCUCUACGGCUUCGACCCGCCCCCCAAGACCCCGACCAAGCGCCGCACGUGCUGCUCCCUCUGCCCCUCGUGGCUCUCCGGCCGCCCCUCCCCCGUGCGCCUGCCGUCCCAUCUCGCUGCUGGCAGAGCUGCUGCUGGGGGAACACAGCAGGGGGGGCUGGGGGAAGAUGGGGCAGGCGCGUUCACGUAUGGGGGGAGGGCCACGGAGGACCCCCAUGAGGUGUUGAGUGACGUCAUCUUGGUGAUCUCGUGUGGGUACGAGGACAACACCGAGUGGGGCACCAGUUGCGGGUGGGUGUACGGCAGUGUAACAGAGGACAUAGUAACAGGGUACAAGAUGCACACACGUGGCUGGCGCUCUGUCUACUGCAUGCCGCCCCGCCCCGCCUUCAAGGGCUCAGCACCCAUCAACAUGACCGAUCGGUUGGCGCAGGUGCUGCGGUGGGCGACGGGGUCGGUGGAGAUCUUCUUCUCGCAGCACAACCCCGUGUGGGCCGACUGCUGCUCCCACCUCAAACCCAUCCAGCGCAUCGCCUACAUGAACACGGCGCUGUACCCGUUCACGUCCAUCGCCCUCACAGUCUACUGCUUCCUGCCCGCCAUCAGCCUCUUCUCCGGCCAGUUCAUCGUGCCCAAUAUUGACAACUGGGCGGUGCUUUACUUCCUCGCGCUCUUCCUCUCCAUCUUCGCCACUGCUCUGCUGGAGAUUCGCUGGAGCGGAGUGUCGUUGGAGGAGUGGUGGCGCAACGAGCAGUUCUGGGUGAUUGGAGGCACCUCUGCACACUUUGCCGCCGUCAUGCAGGGGCUGCUGAAGGUGGUGGCGGGGGUGGAGGUGCAUUUCACGCUCACCUCCAAGGCCUCGCAGGACAUGGAGGAUGAGCUCGCAGAGCUCUACACUGUCAGGUGGACAUGGCUGUUCCUCAUCCCGCUCACCAUCAUCAUUGUGAAUGCAUUUGCCAUCCUGGCGGGAGUGGCGCACGCCAUCAACAACUGGCAGUCCACCGACUCCUCUAUCAGCGGAUACGGCCACCCCAUCAAGGCGCCCACCUCCAAUGCAGACCAGAUCGGUCAACUUGUCGGCCAAGUGUUCUUCUCUGUCUGGGUUCUUCUGCAUCUGUACCCUUUUACUAAGCCCGCCAUGGACGCGCGUCGCGUAUGCACGAACGUUGCGGCAUUGGCGCUGGUGCUGCUCGUCGCGACACCCGAGAUCAUCUCUGACUCAGGCUUCCAGACCACCAGCGCCGUCCCCUACCGCCGCGAGCUAAGAAAGCCUCAAGGACCGCUGCAAUACAACGUGCAGGAGACCAUGCAGCUGCUGCAGGAAUCAGCCUCACUCGUCAACCGCGCCGCGCACCUGCUGCACGCCGAUGCCUCCCCCCUCGCCUCCUCCUUCUGGCUCCGGCCAGCCGCCGUCGCUGUGGGCAGCCCGGCCGGGGGGGAUGCGCGCGCUGGGGAGGCGGGGGGGCGCAAGUACUACGUGAAUUUGGUGCAGACGGGGCGCGCGCUGCAGAACGCUGUGGUGCUGCUGCGGCAGAAGCAGCGGCGGCUGGUGAUGGGGCAGAUCAACAACGCCAUGGCCGCGAUUGACGGCGUGAAGGUCGUGCUGGUGCCGCGCGAAGAUCGCCAGGUGUUAGAGCAUCUCAACGUCGCACGGCGAUUCGCAGAGCAUGCGAAGCUGUCGUUCAUGGGGCAAGAACAGCGCGAUUGA